Messenger RNA from Naegleria lovaniensis, 276 nucleotides. RefSeq lists its product as uncharacterized. The transcript is spliced from 2 exons. Gene Ontology annotation, cellular component: endoplasmic reticulum membrane; signal peptidase complex. The record is from RefSeq and is a predicted model, not a curated record. Bases 1 to 276 code for a protein of 91 amino acids. NCBI's taxonomy places the organism in Eukaryota, Heterolobosea, Eutetramitea, Acrasida, Naegleriidae. Gene Ontology annotation, biological process: protein targeting to ER.
AUGUCGGCAGUGAUUGAUUAUCGAGGACAGGCUUUAGCUGAAAGUAUCUACAGGUACACGCUCUUUACAUCGGCUAUUGUUGGAUUGUUAGUUGGAUUUUACUUUCAGAAAUUUUCAUUUGGUUUUUAUAUCUUUGCGAUUGGAACCUUAUUAGUGUUGGUUCUGACUGUUCCUCCGUGGCCAUUCUACCGAAGAAAUCCAGUGGUUUGGCGAACAGACAUACCCAACGAUAGCUCGGAAGAAGAAGAGCAAAGCAAGAAAGUCAAAUCAUACUGA